CAUAGCAAUUCGUUGUGCAGGUACAUACAGAUGGAACCUUGUUCGGUUCUCCUAGGACCGUAAAUCGGUAAUAUAUAUUUGUACAUUUGUUUUACAAGCAUUGUUAUUUCAAAGUGGAUGGAGUAACCUGUCAGUUACUUGCUUCAACAACCAUUUAAUAUUACCAGAUUUUCUGUCUAAGAUUCAAUUGACUUGCGUCUCUAACGGCCACUACCAUGAAACCUGGAGGUGGUACGAAAGUUUCUGGCGCCAAAACUGUUGCCUCUGAGGAUAAGGUCAGACCAUCUUUACACAUUUUGCAACCAACAGCCACCGACAAAGAAAAUUUAGUUGGUGGUGGGAGGAUGCUUAGAUCUGCUUUGUCCACAAAAGAGGCGCUCAAACCUGAAAUAACAGAAAAACCUAAACAUGAUACUACAAAACGUAAAAAAGUUUCAUUCAAAGAUAAAGCUAUCCAAACUGCAAGAGGAGAUAAGAUUAAGAUAGAAGUAGAAGAUUUGACAUCUGAAGCUGGUCCAAGCGAAAACUAUUGGGAAGUGUUAGCAGAAAGACGGCGUAUAGUUCUUGAAGAUACUUUAGAAGAAAACAAGGUGUUAUCUGAGCGUGUGGAGAAAUUGGAAGAAGAGAAUCGAUUAUAUAAAGAAAUGUUGGACGAGUCCAGAGCACUUAUCGAAGUUUUACAGGAUAUGCUUGGAGAAGACGGAAACGGUAUAAAUAAUUCUCUAGAUGAUAGUGCUCUGUAAUUUAAUGUUUAUAUAACAAGUGCCAAAUGAGGUGCCUUCUGAUUCGAAAUAUAAGUGUCUCCAUAUUGGAGACAAAUACAAUGCUGUUGUCUCUGAUAUGACAAGCAGCAUAAUAAAAAGUCUGAGUAAAUGUUCUUUGAAUGGAAAAUGAUGGAACAUCUAUAUAUUAUUCUAGUUAUAUUUAGUCAUCCAAGUUCAUCCGUAUUCUUGAACAGAGAAAAUAUUCAUUUGGAACUUCCUAUUUGUUUAAAGUAAGACUAUGGCCAUGACCAUAAACACAUUUACCUCAGAAUACUACUUAUAUUUCUACAUAUACAUUUAUAUAUAUGUCUUAAUUACAAUUAAUAAACGGAUUUUCUAAAA
Megalopta genalis is the source of this 1106-nucleotide messenger RNA. RefSeq names its product geminin DNA replication inhibitor (gene geminin). Gene Ontology annotation, cellular component: nucleus. The record is from RefSeq and is a predicted model, not a curated record. Lineage: Eukaryota; Metazoa; Arthropoda; Insecta; Hymenoptera; Halictidae. Gene Ontology annotation, biological process: negative regulation of cell cycle; negative regulation of DNA replication.